Messenger RNA from Lipotes vexillifer (Yangtze River dolphin), 243 nucleotides. RefSeq names its product FXYD domain containing ion transport regulator 7 (gene FXYD7). Gene Ontology annotation, biological process: regulation of sodium ion transmembrane transporter activity. Gene Ontology annotation, cellular component: membrane. The record is from RefSeq and is a predicted model, not a curated record. The transcript has 6 exons. NCBI's taxonomy places the organism in Eukaryota, Metazoa, Chordata, Mammalia, Artiodactyla, Lipotidae. Gene Ontology annotation, molecular function: sodium channel regulator activity. Bases 1 to 243 code for a protein of 80 amino acids.
AUGGCGACCCCGACCCAGGUCACCACAAAGGUUCCUCAGGAACCUGACCCAUUUUACUACGACUAUGAUACUGUCCAGACCGUGGGCAUGACUCUGGCUACCAUAUUGUUCCUGCUGGGCAUCCUCAUCAUCAUCAGCAAGAAGGUGAAGUGCAGGAAGGCGGACUCCAGGUCUGAGAGCCCAACAUGCAAAUCCUGUAAGUCGGAGCUUCCCUCCUCAGCCCCUGGAGGUGGCGGCGUGUAG